AUGCCCGCAUUGGGCAUUCUUUCCAAUUCCCUUGCAACACCCACGCAACUCGCAACUUCGUCCUCUUCCCUUGACGGGAUUCCCGCCGACCUUGAGACGUCGAUUCGUUAUGCUGGUGUGAGAUUGACUCAAGCCGCUGGCGUGCUGCUUCGACUCCCGCAAGACAUUAUUUCUCAGGCCAUUGUGUUCUUUACAAGGUUCUGGAUUGGUCCAGAGGGAGGGAGUCUGGCCAUACAUGGUGCGAAGUCCUCACCGUUGCGCUUUGUCAAUCCCGCAGGGCCACCGCCCAGGGCAGACCCAGAAAACUACUAUGUUUCUGAAGGAACAUACCAGUCUGAACGUGUUGCGCUCAUGAAAAUGGAAUCCGCUAUCCUCCGCACGCUUGGUUUUGACACCCAUGUCGCCAUCCCGCACCCUAUCGCUUUCACAUAUCUCCAGACCCUUGGCUCAUCGACCCCCGCUGCUGUGAAGCGUACAAUCGAGCACCUUAAUACUGCCUUACUUUCUCCACAACUACUAUAUGUAACACAUCAGCCAAAUGCAAUCGCCGUGGCGGCAAUAUACCUAGCUGCAAGGGAGACUGGGGUGAAACUGGUAGACUGUGAGUGGUGGGAAGUAUUCGACGUUGAUAGAGAGGAGCUGGGUUUCCUGGUCGUCGCGAUGAGAAGCAUGGAAGCAUUCGCGCAAGCGGAAGAAGAGAAGUGGAAUGGAAGACCGCUGCCGCUGACUGUGGCGGAUGUGCAGAGGGAAAUUGAGAGAAGGAAAAUAAUGGAAGAAGAGGGAUGA
Molecule: messenger RNA, 786 nt
Organism: Coccidioides posadasii C735 delta SOWgp
Lineage: Eukaryota; Fungi; Ascomycota; Eurotiomycetes; Onygenales; Onygenaceae
Source: RefSeq, a predicted model, not a curated record